CUUCAACCGUCUCCUAUGGGCUCAGAUACACAUGUACCUUCUCGCUUAAACGUCGAAAAGGACUGACGAGUAACCCCGACAACUGGCACGGCUCGUUUGUGAGGAAAACAGUCUCGGCAAUUGUACCCGAGAAUCAGAGUAUUGAACUUCGCCCGGGGGCAGUAGCCGCCUUUUCACCUGAUACAAAAUCUAGACUGUGAUCACCUCCAUCAUCAUGGCUGACCCCAGUCCCACUCCUCGGAAAGCUGUCAUUGUUGGUGCAGGCCCUGUAGGAUGCUUGGCAGCUAUAUCGCUGGCCAAGACGGGCUGGAAUGUGGACAUCUACGAGGGCCGACCAGACAUGCGUCUACCAUCCUCCAAAGCGGCGGCCCAACAGCGUUCUAUUAAUUUAGCGAUAUCCGCACGGGGAAUCGCGGCUAUUGAAGCCAUUCAACCUAGCGCGGCUGAUCGCUUCUUGAAAGCAGUCAUUCCCAUGCGUGGAAGGAUGAUUCACCAUGUCGACGGUCAGCAAGAGAGCCAGACCUACGACAGGGACGGACAGUGCAUUAAUUCUAUCGGACGGGGGUUCAUGAAUGAGGAUCUCCUGACGGAGGCCCUUGCUCUUCCAAAUGUAUGCGCAUUUUUCAACCACAGAGUCCUGUCUGUGGACUUUGAUGGCAGAACUAUGGCCGUCCGCGACAGUGACACAGGCAAGGAGAUCGAGGUGCCGUUCGACUUCUGCGUGGGUGCGGAUGGUUCAUACUCGAUUAUACGGCGUCAGCUGAUGCGGGUGGUCCGGAUGGACUAUCAGCAGGAAUAUAUCCCACACGACUAUCUUGAGCUGAAGAUGCCCGCAGGGCCACCCACGGAUAUCGGCGGUGAUCCUACAUAUCUAUUGGACCCAAAUCAUCUCCACAUCUGGCCGCGUCACACGUUUAUGCUCAUAGCUCUGCCGAAUAAGGACAAAACAUUUACGUGUACCCUUUUCGCGCCCACCGCCGAUUUCGAUCUUCUACGCACGCCAGAGGCCAUCAUCGAAUGGUUCAGCACGAAUUUUCCAGAUGCAUUGCCAUUAAUCGGCGAGAAGGCCCUCCUGGACGAUUUUGCACGGAAUCCACGGAGUUCGCUCAUGACGAUUAAGGCGAAGCCUUACCACUACAAGGACCGAGCCAUUCUACUCGGCGAUGCGGCGCACGCCAUGGUGCCCUUCUAUGGCCAGGGUUUGAACUGCGGCCUCGAAGACGUCCGCGUACUGGAUAUUUUAUUACGAGAAGAAGCCGUAGACCCAGAUAUCAGUGUACCAGGAGAGGUCGACGAGCGCCUUGCUAGAGCCUUGGACAGGUACUCGGCCGGAAGACACGAAGACCUGGUCUCUAUAUGCGAGCUUGCUAUGGAUAAUUAUGUGGAGAUGAGACACUCAGUCGUGACAUUGGCGUACCUUUUCCGCAAGACCCUGGACAACGUCUUGUAUUCUCUGAGCGCACGCUCGGUGCCCUUCAGCUCCGUCGUUCCUGUUCUCUCUCGCGAGGCGUUCCCGUCGCCUUCUCCCGCAGGCUGGCUGCCGCUUUACACAAUGGUGACCUUCCGACCCGACAUUAGUUACUCAAUCGCUAGGCGCAAGGCUAGGAGGCAGCGAAAAUUUUUGGAGUACGCGGGGUGGGCAAGCGUCGCUGCAGGAUUAGGUGUUGUCUCGAUCACGGGCCUAACGCUGUGGCGCCGUACGGGCAGCCGGGGAUAA
Messenger RNA from Postia placenta MAD-698-R-SB12, 1717 nucleotides. RefSeq lists its product as hypothetical. The transcript is spliced from 9 exons. Gene Ontology annotation, molecular function: kynurenine 3-monooxygenase activity; FAD binding; NAD(P)H oxidase H2O2-forming activity. Bases 215 to 1717 code for a protein of 500 amino acids. The record is from RefSeq and is a predicted model, not a curated record. Gene Ontology annotation, biological process: quinolinate biosynthetic process; L-tryptophan catabolic process; NAD+ metabolic process. NCBI's taxonomy places the organism in Eukaryota, Fungi, Basidiomycota, Agaricomycetes, Polyporales, Adustoporiaceae. Gene Ontology annotation, cellular component: mitochondrial outer membrane.